Molecule: messenger RNA, 848 nt
Organism: Papaver somniferum (opium poppy)
Lineage: Eukaryota; Viridiplantae; Streptophyta; Magnoliopsida; Ranunculales; Papaveraceae
Product: D-amino-acid transaminase, chloroplastic-like
Exons: 3
Coding region: 412-651 (79 amino acids)
Biological process (GO): carboxylic acid metabolic process
Molecular function (GO): catalytic activity
Source: RefSeq, a predicted model, not a curated record
AAGUACUGUCAGACUGAUAUCCAUGCAUUCCCCCUUCUCAAAGUGGGGCUCUAUCAUAUCAAGUCUCAAAUCAAUCUCAUGAUGGUGAUUGGUGAAUGCGUUAUUGCAUAGAGAGUAGAGACGUCUGUCUUUGAUCGUCUCUUUUAUUAGCACUUUCCUUCUCUUCCUGGCUAAAAAACAGAAUAAAUUUUAAAAUCAAUCGGCAGAGUUUUUCACCUACUGCAACAAAUUAGUAAUAUAGAGGGUGCCCAUUUGUCAGUAUAUACCGUCCUUCCUAGUCAUCGUUCAUACAUAUCCUUUACCCCCUUUACCUUCUCUACUCCACACUCCUCCUUCAGAACUUCUUUUGUUUAGUUUGUGGUUGUUGCCAUAGAUCACUGGCACUGCAAUUCCUCCUCCGAAGUGUUUGAUAUGGCUGAUGCAACAAUUAAAACCAAUGUCCAGGUUCCUGUGUUUUCAUCAUCCACUGAGUUGCUCCAGAAAUUGCAAAAGCAGUGGAAUACUGGGAAAAAACAACCAUACCCAGCAAUGUAUUCUAGUGUUUUUGGUGGAAUUACUCUUGAUCCAGCUUUAAUGGUGAUACCAAUUGAUGACCAUAUGGUUCACCGCGGCCAUGGUGUCUUUGAUACUGCCAUGAUUCUCAAUGGGUAAUUCACACUUGUAUUACCCUUUGAAUAAAACUACUUAUAUCAAAUCAACAGUUUAUUGCAAGCCCGAAUAAUACUGAGAGUUAAACCUGUUAGCCCAAACUCUAUAUUAUACCAAGAAUCAUGAAGUUGGUGUUAGUAUUUUAUUCCUUUCCUGUCUGCUUUGUUACUUGCUGUUGGAAACAAAGCACUAUAAUCAAA